AUGCAAGCUCCGAAAUAUAUUGAAACAGAUCAAACUCUCAAAUGGUCAAGAGAUCACGCUUUAUUAAUCCACCAAAAACGUCUCAACGAAAUCAAAGCAGAAUCAAGCAAAAUAAGCUCCUUAUCUGGCAUAUCAAAAAAAUCAAGAAUAAGACCUCAAAGGUUCCUUGAAGUUGAGCGAUCUCUAGAUAUUAAAAAACAUAAUCAGUUACUUCUAGAACGACUAGUAGAAAUCUCAAUAGGCAGAAAAGUAUCAAUUUAUAUAGAGAAAAGAGGAUCCCAUGUCAAACACCCAAUCAACUAGAAGUCUGAAUCGAAUAGUUAGGAAAAAAGAAGCUGAAAAAAUUUUGAAUGAAAAUGAAUGGCUUGCCAGAAGACUUGCUGAGCAAAAACCAAGGAUGAUGUCUAAAAAGAAGCUUGAUGAGGAAUAUAGCUUAUUUAGGGAAUACAAAACAAGAUUAUCCAAACUUCAUUAUUUAAAGACAAACAAAAAGCCAACUGAAAGAAGUGCAGGCAGCCUGCCUCAGAUUGAGAGAGAAAAAGUGAUAAGGACAACAAGAGAAGGGAAGUAUAAAAUGAGAUCUCAGACCCCUGACAUUUUAAAAAAGAAAAGCUAUCUUAGUCAAAGAACUAGCUCCAAUUCUCCUAUACCCAAAAAGCUGUCUCCAACUAGAUAUAAGCCUAAAGAUGAUCAAGAAACCGGAGAUGAAAAACCAAUUGAAUAUUCCCUUGAUUUGUAG
Molecule: messenger RNA, 739 nt
Organism: Blepharisma stoltei
Lineage: Eukaryota; Ciliophora; Heterotrichea; Heterotrichida; Blepharismidae
Source: the annotation of a GenBank genome assembly